GUCUGCUGGUCUUCUUUGGCAUUCGUGGCGUAAUUAGAACGAUAAUUGGGGUGAGGGGAUAUUCAUAUAUCCAGUUCUGCAAUAGCUUACUACAGAAAUCCGUCGGGCAGAACUGAAAAUAUGAUUAUUCACAUUUAUCGUUCUAGUUACGCGCCUGUUUGGCAUGCAAAGCCAUGCGUGAAAUUGCCGAUCCAGGGCAAGUCAGAAUGAAUUACUACAACAGCUCUAACGUGCAUUAGUAUACACCCGACUCUUGUCUAUUAAAAAUCCUACAUUCUGAUUGGCUACUCAACCAUUGUCUAUUCGUGAUGGUGCACGUUUGGGAAAAAUCAAAACAAACAUGAAAAAAUAUGGCAGUAAACUCUCGUUUUGCCGAGGUUUCUGAGGAAUUUUUAGAGAGUUUGAUCGAGAAUUCUGUCCCUGCAAAAACUAAACAGGCUACAAAAUAUUGCAUGAAAAUUUUCAAUGGUAAGGAACGAAAUAGAAAACUGUAUUUUAUUAAUAAAUCUGCUUUUAUUCGGCGCUCACGAGUGGUUAAAUAGGCCUAAAUUCACAACAUUUUCGUCAAUUUGCACUAUAAAAACUGUAUUUUUAGAAUGGUUUGCCGCACAGUCUAAAUUCACUACACCAAUGGAACAAAUGGCCAAAGACGAGCUUUGUCAGUGCCUCCAAAUAUUUUAUGCCGCUGCAAGACAAAGAGACGGUAGCGAAUUUAAAGUUACUACGCUUCGCAAUAUACGUUCAGCGAUUGACAGGCAUUUAAAACAAGCACCAAACAACAAGCCUUGGUCGAUAAUUGCUGACCCUGCAUUUGAGAAAGCCAACAAAACCCUGAAUGCUAUUUGUAAGAAACAGACGAGGGAAGGAAAAGUCGGAGCAAUUGUCCACAAAGCUGCAAUCACGCCAGAACAACUGGAAAAAUUGUAUGAAAGUGGCCAGCUUGGCAACAGCGACUCGCAAAAUCCUCGUCAGCUCAUGCAAACAGCUUGGUUUUAUAUUACCCUCUAUUUUGGUAAACGAGGCCGAGAAAAUCUAGGAAAACUUACCAAACAAAUGCUGGUCCUUCGCUCAACAACACAAGGACGCCGAUACUUCCGUCGCGAAGCGUUAAUUUCAACAAAAAACCACCAAGGCGGUCUGAACGACAACAUCGACGAAGCUGACGGCAAAAUGUUUGAAGUUCCCAAUUCACCUCGUUGUCCAGUUAAAACCGUUGAAAACCUAAUGAAGCACCUUAAUCCAAAUCACGACGCUUUGUUUCAACGGCCAAGAGAAAUUUGUGCCAAGUUUCAUGUAGACAGUGAUGAGGUUUGGUUCUGUAAUUCUCCCCUUGGUAUAAACACGCUCGUGAAUCUACUCAAGACAAUGUCGAAAGCCGCCGGGAUAGUCCCCCACCUAACAAAUCAUUGCAUUCGAGCUACGUCUGUCACAGUUUUGUCCGACCACAAUAUAGAGGCAAGACACAUCAAAGCCGUUACUGGUCACAAAUCUGACUUCUCCAUUCAGUCGUACAGCGCGAGAGCAUCUUUCGAACAAAAGGAAAACAUGUCGAAUAUCCUAAGUCGCUUCGUCUCGGGCGAGAGUAAUCCUUCCAUUCAGUCUAGCCACUGCAGCUCUACUUACAGCAAGUCAGACCUUAUGCAAACAUCAUCCUCAAAUUCGACGUCUUUAGCACCUGAAAUGACUGAUCGAGCUAGUCCUGAUGUCCAGUUUCGCAUAGAAAACCAAGCCACAAAUAUCCAGAUGCAAGCUCCACAAUCGUUCAAUUUCCAUGGCUGCACAGUGUCAAUCUUUAACAACAACUACACCAGACAAGAAUGAUCGUUCCCACUUUCCCGUUGAACUUUUCUUCCCUUGGUAGUUGUUUCUUUUAUAACAUUUAAGAAGAAAUCUUACUUACGAACGUUUUUUGGGCAUCUUAAAACCAAACUGUUUGCUUGUGACCGUUGAUCUCGCGUGUAUUAUACGUAUUGUUUACAUGUCAUUUUAUGUCGCGUGAGUGACGUUCGCGCGACCGUAUAAAAUUAAAUUAAUUAAAUUAUUUUU
Messenger RNA from Dendronephthya gigantea, 2046 nucleotides. RefSeq lists its product as uncharacterized. Gene Ontology annotation, biological process: DNA integration; DNA recombination. Gene Ontology annotation, molecular function: DNA binding. The record is from RefSeq and is a predicted model, not a curated record. The transcript has a single exon. Bases 466 to 1821 code for a protein of 451 amino acids. Lineage: Eukaryota; Metazoa; Cnidaria; Anthozoa; Malacalcyonacea; Nephtheidae.